Zingiber officinale is the source of this 1129-nucleotide messenger RNA. RefSeq names its product protein RER1B-like. The transcript is spliced from 4 exons. Gene Ontology annotation, biological process: protein retention in ER lumen; retrograde vesicle-mediated transport, Golgi to endoplasmic reticulum. Lineage: Eukaryota; Viridiplantae; Streptophyta; Magnoliopsida; Zingiberales; Zingiberaceae. Bases 264 to 836 code for a protein of 190 amino acids. The record is from RefSeq and is a predicted model, not a curated record. Gene Ontology annotation, cellular component: Golgi membrane.
UCAACUUCCAAGCCACUUCUUUCGAGGGGCGGUCGAACCGGCCCGGUUCAGUCGACUACGCGUGUGGGUUCCGUGUCUUCGAAACUUUGACCUCGAUUCCUCUUUUCAGGAUCCGGAAGUUCGUCGUUCUUUUCCAAUCCCUCGAUUUCCGUCGGUUGCUCCGUCCCAAAUCGCCGAAGAGGAGAAGGUCGAUUCAUGCAGAACUUCAUCUUCUUGAAGAAAUAUCCGUAGAUCGACGUCAGGAGAAGAAGUGGGAGACUUUAAUGGAGGUUGAUGAUCCUACUGCUUCGUUUCCCCUGGCAAAAUGGAGAAGUGAUUUCUCCAGGGCGUUUCAGUACUACUUGGAUAAAUCGACGCCCCACGCGACCGAAAGGUGGAUCGGGACUGCUGGAGUCGCUGCGAUCUACUGCCUGCGCGUGUAUUUACUGCAGGGCUUUUAUAUCAUCAGCUACGGUUUGGGGAUCUAUCUGUUGAAUCUCCUGAUUGGGUUCCUGUCUCCGCUGGUUGAUCCGGAGCUCGAAGUUUCUGACGGCCUUGCUCUGCCUACAAGGGGCUCUGACGAAUUCAAACCUUUCGUUCGUCGUCUUCCGGAGUUCAAGUUCUGGUAUUCAAUAACAAAAGCUUUCUGUGUUGCUUUUGUGAUGACUUUCUUCUCUGUGUUUGAUGUUCCUGUCUUCUGGCCCAUACUGCUAUGUUAUUGGGUGGUUCUUUUCUUUCUGACAAUGAAACGUCAAAUUACCCACAUGAUCAAGUUCAAGUAUGUGCCAUUCAGCCUUGGGAAGCAGAGGUACGGAGGGAAAAGGAAUUCUGGAAGCAGUAGCCGGUCAAGUGAUUGAUCUCUCACGGGGUUAAGAGCAUCCAGAUGUUCAGUAUCUUCACUUAAUUGAUACCUUUAUUAGUUUUACUCGAUUGGAAAAUUGAAGGAUAUAUUCUGUUAAAAACGUUUAUUUUCUGUGCUUCCAUCCAAAUGUUCUCAUCCACUAGCCUGGUAUAUGAUACGCUGGAGAAUAGCCGUCUGAAAACACUAGUAAUUGUUGUUUAGUUUUAUCUUUAGUUGCUUUGUGUUGUUUCUCAUCUUUAUUGGACGCUUUCUCUACUUGGAGUGGAAUAUGUUUCUGUUCUUUGUUAA